CAUGCCCGAGGAGCUCCGCGGUGCUCCUGCCCACGUUGACUGACGCUGAUCACAGUCUUUCAAGUAUCACUAACUGAACUGACUGAGUCUCCUAAACACCGCAGACCUUUCUAACUUGUAAUGAAAACGCAGUAGUCUUAGGGAGUGUGUGGAUGACUUUGUAUAUAUAUUUUUACCACAUCUUUUUACAUUUCUAUCUUUAUGUGUGUUUUCUUAUUUACAUAUUUAUUAUAGUGGUACCUGCUCAAAAAAGUAUUUUUAUAAAUAGGACUGAGGUCAAAAGGUCUGGAGGCUACUGGUCUGUAGUCGAAGUAUGAAUGGUCAUGGACAUCUCCACAAUUCGUGCCCUGAGCCCUUCUUUCUCUACCACCUGAAGCUCAGUUCCUGCUUCCUGCUCUCCCGUGAACUGGGCUCCGAGCCCAGGUUUGAAAGCAAAUGUGUCCCUGGGGCGGUGAGCUCUCUAGUGACCGAGGGGACCUGCACUGUGACAUAUGGCGCUGGGCUUUGUGUCGAGCAGUCAUGGGUUCUGUUUCUGCUUACUUUUGUUGUUUUGCAGCGUGGUCAGUUACUCCACCCUUUCCUUCUCCCAUCUUCCCAAAUGGGAAGCAGGGCAGAUGGCCACAGAUCCUCUCUCGUAGCAUCGGGUAGGAAGGCCAAGGAGAUUAUCAACACAGCCCGGGAGAACCUCGCCAAGAUGAUAGGUGGGCAGCCUCAGGACGUGAUCUUCACUUCGGGGGGCACCGAGUCAAAUAAUUUAGUAAUCCAGUCCAUGGUGAAGCACUUCCACAAAGUCCACGCCGCCAACGGGGACACGGGUGGGCAUCCCAGCCCCAUGGAUGGGGCCCUGCCCCACAUCAUCACCUGCACCGUGGAGCACGACUCCAUCCGCCUGCCGCUGGAGCACCUCAGGGAGGAGCGCGUGGCCGAGGUCACCUUCGUCCCCGUGUCCAAGGUGAGCGGGCAGGUGGAGGCUGAGGACAUCCUGGCGGCCGUCCGCCCAGCCACGUGCCUGGUAACCAUCAUGCUGGCCAACAACGAGACGGGCGUCGUCAUGCCCGUGCCCGAGAUCAGCCGGCGAGUCCGAGCCCUGAACCAGCAGCGGGCGGCAGGGGGGCUGCCGGGGGUGCUUGUGCACACGGACGCUGCCCAGGCCCUGGGGAAGCGGCGCGUGGACGUGCGGGAUCUGGGCGUGGACUUCCUGACCAUCGUGGGGCACAAGUUCUACGGCCCCAGGAUCGGAGCGCUCUACAUCCGAGGGCUUGGUGAGCACACCCCUCUGUACCCGAUGCUGUUUGGAGGUGGACAAGAGCGGAACUUCAGGCCAGGGACAGAGAACACCCCGAUGAUUGCCGGCCUUGGGAAGGCGGCCGAGCUGGUGGCGGAGAACGGCGAGGCCUACGAGGCCCACAUGCGGGGUGUGCGCGACUACCUGGAGGAGAGGCUGGCGGCUGAAUUUGGUGAGAGAAUCCAUCUGAACAGCCAGUUUCCAGGCGCCGAGCGGCUUCCCAACACCUGUAACUUCUCCAUCCGGGGACCCCAGCUCCAAGGCUGCGCGGUGCUGGCUCAGUGCCGGACUCUGCUGGCCAGCGUGGGGGCCGCCUGCCACUCGGACCUCGGGGGCCGGCCGUCCCCAGUGCUGCUGAGCUGCGGCGUCCCCGUCGACGUGGCCAGGAAUGCCAUCCGGCUGAGCGUGGGCCGCAGCAGCACCCGGGCUGAGGUGGACCUCAUUGUGCAGGACCUGAAGCAGGCGGUGGCCCGGCUGGAGGGCCAGGCCUAGUGCCUGCGGGAGCCCCCUCCCUGUGCUGAGGGCCCGCCGCCGGCACCGCCGCCCCGCAGCACCCGAGGAAGGGGAAAUGCCGUGGCCACCUCCCUGCUCCCCUCUGGGAAGAAGGGCGAGCUUGUCACGGGCACCCCCUUCCUGGAAGGUGGCAUUUUUAUCCGAAAGAUAAAAUCCUAGCAUUUAUCACCAGCCGCUACCAUGAACAUAGGAAGCGUGAUUUUCAGGGGCCGUCCUGGCCUCCCCGCACCUGUCUGCAGAGAGGGCAGUGUCGCCUCGCCCCGGACCCUCCUCAAGGCCUUUCCAGAGGCGGGGGCUGCUGCGGUCAGGCCCCCUCCCCGCGGGGCACCCCGCACUUCCCGCCCUGCCCAUCCCCCUGGUCACCUGCCGGUCCCUCGGCCGUUGGCCACUGGGCGCCUCCCCAUUGCCCCCGGGUCCCUGCUGCCCCUUCCCUCUGAUCGCACGCUCAGGGUCUCGGCUCCUCUGUCAGCCGCAGGCGCCCUGUGGUUGGGUCAUCCCCGGGAUGGGUGAGCCUCCAUCCCUCACACCCCUUCCCUCCCAGGUGUAUUCGGGAGGAUUCUGGGAUCCCCACAGAUGCCCUGGGGUGUCUGAUUCACGUCAAAUGUCGUCUGUGGAGACGUUUACAUAGGAGUGAUUUUUUAAUUGAACAACACAUUUAAUGUGUGAUUGAAAAGGGCAGAGAACUUCAUGAUGACACUGAGGAAACGACUGUCAGAAACGAGAUGAGCUAAUAAAAGAUGCCGAUCUUGUUCUGGA
Messenger RNA from Bubalus bubalis (water buffalo), 2554 nucleotides. RefSeq names its product selenocysteine lyase (gene SCLY). The transcript is spliced from 11 exons. Bases 314 to 1777 code for a protein of 487 amino acids. The record is from RefSeq and is a predicted model, not a curated record. NCBI's taxonomy places the organism in Eukaryota, Metazoa, Chordata, Mammalia, Artiodactyla, Bovidae.